Messenger RNA from Symbiodinium sp. CCMP2456, 1026 nucleotides. NCBI's taxonomy places the organism in Eukaryota, Dinophyceae, Suessiales, Symbiodiniaceae. The record is from the annotation of a GenBank genome assembly.
AUGGCAUUCGUUGCCGUGCCUGUGCAGGGAGCUACGUCCCCCUCGUUGGGGGCCGGAGUCCGUUCAUCCACUUCUCCGUCUUUGCGGCAACAAAGACCUGACAACGAUGCAUGUGGGCUGCUGAUCGCUUUGGUAUCCUCUGUGUCCAUCGUGCUGGUCAGCAGAGGACAAGGACGGAUGUGGAGCAAGGCGCGCAGCCGCACGGUCAUGGGCAGCAAGCCAGAAGCAGAUGUCGAGGAGCGCCUUCGAGAAGUGGAGAGCACGAUGUCCAUGGAUUCUGACGAAGACAAUAUCUUGCAAGCAGAUCUCGAAGGCAUCGAGACGCAGAAGGGAACUGCUGGACUUCGUUAUUCAGAGACCCGCAGCCUGCCACGCUUUUUGUUCCUGCGUGAGCCCGACUACCGCGCCUUUGCUGCGAACGUUCCUGGGGAUUUGGGCUUUGACCCUCUCGGUCUUUGCACAGACGUGCGGAAAUUCGUUGAAUAUCGCGAGGCAGAGCUGAAGCACGGCAGGUUGGCAAUGUUCGCGGCAGUUGCUUGGCCACUGGCCGAGAUCGUCGAUGAGAGCAUCGUCGGCUCUGACUCCAAUGCUGUCGACUUUCUCGCCGAAACGGGUGGAAAGAUGCUUCCGCAGCUUGGAGAGAAUGACACAUUCGUGGAAGUCUUUGCUGCCAUUGUGUUGGCCAUAGGCGGUGCAGUGGAGCUCUUUCGUGGUGAAGGCAAAGAUGGAAACGAACCCGGAGACAGUGGCUUCGACCCGUUGAAACUGAAAUCUUGGCAGCCACCGACCGUGUUCCGCACUUUCUUGCCAGAGAAUCGGCCAUGGAUGGGUGAGGCUGAGAUUCAGCACUCACGCUUGGCUAUGCUGGCAGUCCUGUAUGACAUCUCGGUGGAGUUCUUCACACCAAACCCAGUGGUGGAGGAUACGGAGUAUAUCUUCCACAGGAUCGAUGCCAAACUUCUGAGGUGGGACUACUGGGCCUUGCAGCCAAGCAUUCUGGACGCAGGGCCAGAUGUGCAGAUUUAG